Trichoderma gamsii is the source of this 348-nucleotide messenger RNA. Its product is annotated as transcription initiation factor TFIIA small subunit. Gene Ontology annotation, molecular function: TBP-class protein binding; RNA polymerase II general transcription initiation factor activity. Gene Ontology annotation, cellular component: transcription factor TFIIA complex. NCBI's taxonomy places the organism in Eukaryota, Fungi, Ascomycota, Sordariomycetes, Hypocreales, Hypocreaceae. The record is from RefSeq and is a predicted model, not a curated record. Bases 1 to 348 code for a protein of 115 amino acids. Gene Ontology annotation, biological process: RNA polymerase II preinitiation complex assembly; transcription initiation at RNA polymerase II promoter. The transcript has 2 exons.
AUGGCGAGCGGCGCGCAGUCAUUCUACGAGCUCUACCGUAGGAGCAGUAUCGGGCUCGCCCUGACUGACACGCUGGAUGACCUGAUCAGCGAGGAGCGCAUUCACCCGCAGUUGGCGAUGAAGAUCUUGAGCAACUUUGACCAGGCUAUUACCGAGGCGCUUCAAAAGAACGUCAAGAGCCGGCUUCAGUUCAAGGGAAGCCUGGAUACAUAUCGAUUCUGCGACGAAGUGUGGACUUUCCUGAUCAAGAACGUGACAUUCAAGAUGGACAAUGGCAACGUCUCUGUUCAAGCCGACAAGGUCAAGAUUGUUAGCUGCAAUGCCAAGAGACCUGGCGAGGGACAGUAA